CUUGCAUUCAAUUUCUUUUUUUCUUUUAGUUCCCUCGGCCCUCCUUGCGACGCGCCUAGUAGACCUAAUAUCCUUAUCCAUUAGGCCAUUCAUUUAUUCUUAAGAGCACUACUGAAUAUAUCCUACCGUCCCAUACGAUCCAUACCUAUACAUAAAACUUUGCUCGAGAAAGCUACCUGUAGAGUCGCGACAAGAUGGCGACACCAACGCCCCCCAAAAGCAUGUCUUCAAGACUACUAACUAUGAAGUUCAUGCAAAGAGCUGUCGCCUCGCCCUCCUCCCCAUCAUCCGCCACGUCAACUCCAGACGAGCAAGCCUCUAAGCGACGUAAGGUGUCGCACAAUCCAGCGAAGCGUGAUAAUACCAAUUCCCUAGCACAUAUAGACCAAUCCGCAGUACAAGCCGCGAUUGCUGAUCAGGAGAGGAAGCGCCAGGAAGCUGUGGUACAAAAUGCUGCUAAGCUGGGAGACGCAUAUUGGGUGCUUGACAUGCCAGAGGAGACAACAAAUUCUAACCGUGGAAUACAAACACCUCUGCAUGUAGUUCAAGUUGGAUUUGCACAGAUUGAUUCCCAUAUUGAUGCCUCUGAUGCUGCUGGCUUUGAUGACUUUGAAUCAACUGACGCCUCGCACGUGAGAACCCCAAUAGUUAGACGGUAUAAUAUGGAUAACAAGAAGGUGUCGAAGGACAGCGAGUCUGAAAGUGACGAUUCUAGCUCUGAGUCAGACUCUGACGACUCUUCGGGAGAUAAUGAACGUGGCCGACAUUCUUAUGGCCAAAAGUCGGAAGGACGGUCGGAAUCAUCUCGUCCAGCCUUGAAAAGCCAGAGAAGUGCCGAACAAGUUAAAGCUAAGCAGUUUGCCGAGAAACGGAGGAAGAAGGAGGUUAAGUUGAAUGGUGUUAAGUCAUCUCCUGCCUCUGGCGGCCCAUUAUCCAUAUCCUCAGGAGGUGGUACUUCACAACGACAGCCCAUGGACUUCACUUGUCAUCGCUGUGGCAGACCGGGCCAUAAAAUUUCUCAGUGCAAGAAUGCUCCUAAGCGGCCAACAAAUUAAAAUCCGCGCAUAGUGUCUAUUUACAGGCGUUGCUUUACAUAAUGGUAUGUGCUAGCCCUUAGUUUCUAGAUGUGGUUUCACUCUCAGGGCCAAGGCAAGUACAUCGGAUAUGUUGCCACAUGGGCAAUUUUGCUCUUCACUGCAAAAUUAUUCACGUUGACAUGCUCUCGGAAUAUGGCAAUUCUAUCUAAUUGGAUAGAUCUACUAAGCAGAGCCAAAAAGGAGCACAAGACGUACCUGUUUGCAUUAUCCUCUUUGUCCGUCCUAGCUAUAGCGUUAUAUACGUGGAUCUCUGGGGCAGACUUCACACGCAGAAUUAGAGGGAUUAUAUACGGGUGGCUACUAGCGCUAGGUACUGUUAUAGGUAGAUUCACCCCUGAAAGGAGAUGUGAUAUCGAAACCUAUCUCUUAGAAUCCUAGGACUAAGCCGAUCAAGCAAGGUCACCCC
Messenger RNA from Daldinia decipiens, 1503 nucleotides. RefSeq lists its product as uncharacterized. The record is from RefSeq and is a predicted model, not a curated record. Gene Ontology annotation, molecular function: zinc ion binding; nucleic acid binding. The transcript has 2 exons. Bases 195 to 1055 code for a protein of 286 amino acids. NCBI's taxonomy places the organism in Eukaryota, Fungi, Ascomycota, Sordariomycetes, Xylariales, Hypoxylaceae.